Paramecium octaurelia is the source of this 632-nucleotide messenger RNA. The record is from the annotation of a GenBank genome assembly. Lineage: Eukaryota; Ciliophora; Oligohymenophorea; Peniculida; Parameciidae.
AUUAGGAGGAUCAAAUGUUACAGUUUUUAUCAACUCCAGUGGAUGCUAUCUCUUAUAAUGUUUGGAUGAAUAAACCAAUAAAAGCUGCAUUUGAGGAUAAUAAUUCAAUUGCACAAUUUUAUUUGCUUUUUCCAUCCUUAUGGAUAGAGCAUAGAAUUAAUAGAAAUGCUUAUCCAUCGAAAUAGGAAUACAUCAAAAAAUGUUUACUUCAUUUAGCAUUUUAUCCUAUGACAGUUAUAUUUAUCAAUGCAUUGACAAAGAAUUUAUAUUUAAGUGAUAGUGUCAAAGAUAUCUACUAAUCCAGAGGAUUUUUCGGACUUUUUUCAGGUUUUCAUUACUAGUUGUUGAUGUAGUUUUUAUCAAUCAUUUAAAAUUACGUUUUUGUGGAGAAUAAUAACAUUGGAUAUUUAAGAAUUGGAUAUUGGAUGGUAUUUUAAGUGUUUAAUGUUCCACUUUAAAUACUAUUUUUGUCAUUAAGACUUAAGUCCAUAACUGGAAUAUCAGAACUCUUCAAUAUUGGAACUGGUUGGAUUUGUGGUUUAGUGAGUUAAUUUAUUAAAUAGUUUAAAUCGUUAAAACAAGAAUUGGCCAUAGCAAAGGACGAUAGAUCAAGAAAGUUUAUAGGUGGAUGA